Messenger RNA from Sclerotinia sclerotiorum 1980 UF-70, 273 nucleotides. RefSeq lists its product with no specific name. The coding region runs from base 1 to 273 and encodes 90 amino acids. The transcript is spliced from 3 exons. The record is from RefSeq and is a predicted model, not a curated record. Lineage: Eukaryota; Fungi; Ascomycota; Leotiomycetes; Helotiales; Sclerotiniaceae.
AUGUCUUUGGCUUCUCCUGGAGAUGAUGCAAUGAAGCGGUCAGAGAAUUGGGUAGAGGAUGCACUCAUCAAGUUCUAUCAGAUUUUUCGAAAGCACUUCAACCCGAAUGAUGAUGAUCAUAAUUUCAAUAAUGUUGUUCCUAGCGGUCGUAUCUUGGUUAACAAAAUCGAGAACAAUAGAUUUGAUUAUGGCAGGGGCGACAAUCUGCCGACAACAUGCAUCCGCCACAAACCAAGAUACACGUUCGACUUAUUGGAAAUCAAAAGGUUCUAG